GGAGCCCGCUUUGUUGGACUGAUGCAUGCUAGCAGAUUUCCUUUGUUGUGAUUAAUCGCUUUGUGGUUGUGUUUCUCCUGUAAUAACAUAUAUUGUUAAAGUUACUGUCGUUAUAACUUAGAGGAUGAGUGGCGGAGUGUACGGAGGUGAUUUUGUGAAGGCUGCAUGGCUGGGUGCUGAUGUUAUAAACCUGUGGCAGUGAAACUGCAUGAACUCAAAGAUUAAGAUGUGUAGCCCAAUACUUUUGUCCGCAUUGUGUACAAAUUACACGAAUAAAAUGUUCCCCCAUAUUUUGUGCAUAACUUCAUUCGAAAAAUGUUCAAUCACAGCCCUUCCCUUAUUUCUGCAGAUGAGGUGGGAGCAUUGGUGUUCGACAUCGGCUCUUAUUCUGUAAGAGCUGGCUACGCAGGAGAAGACUGUCCCAAGGCGGACUUUCCCACAGUAAUAGGUGUGACUCUUGACCGAGAGGAUGGCAGCACACCCAUGGAGACUGAUGGUGACAAGGGCAAGCAGAGCGGCACCACCUACUAUAUCGAUACCAAUCAGCUGAGGGUACCCAGAGAGAACAUGGAGGUCAUGUCUCCGCUCAAGAAUGGCAUGAUUGAGGACUGGGACAGUUUCCAGGCUAUUCUGGAUCACACGUACAAGAUGCACUUCAAGUCUGAACCCAGCCUGCACCCCGUGCUCAUGUCAGAGGCGUCGUGGAACACACGAGCAAAGAGAGAGAAACUAACAGAGCUGAUGUUUGAGCAUUACAACAUUCCUGCCUUCUUCCUUUGCAAGUCAGCCGUGCUCUCUGCCUUUGCCAACGGGCGGUCUACAGGCCUGGUUCUAGACAGUGGUGCAACACACACCACUGCAAUUCCAGUGCACGAUGGCUACGUUCUGCAGCAAGGCAUCGUCAAGUCGCCCCUGGCUGGAGACUUCAUGAGCAUGCAGUGCAGGGAGCUGUUUCAGGAGCUAAAUGUGGAGAUAAUCCCUCCCUACAUGAUUGCAUCGAAGGAUCCAGUGCGGGAGGGAGCCCAAGCCAGCUGGAAGAAAAAGGAGAAACUACCUCAAGUCACCCGCUCUUGGCACAACUACAUGUGUAAUUGUGUAAUCCAGGACUUCCAGGCAUCAGUGCUGCAGGUGUCAGACUCUCCAUAUGAUGAACAGGUUGCUGCCCAGAUGCCCACAGUGCACUAUGAGCUGCCCAAUGGCUACAACUGUGACUUUGGAGCAGAGAGGCUGAAGAUCCCAGAGGGGCUGUUUGACCCCUCCAAUGCUAAGGGACUGUCUGGGAACACCAUGCUAGGAGUUGGCCACGUCGUGACAACAAGUGUGGGAAUGUGCGACAUCGACAUCCGGCCUGGUCUGUAUGGCAGUGUGGUGGUGACUGGUGGAAACACGCUCAUUCAGGGCUUCACUGACCGCCUGAACAGAGAACUCUCCCAGAAAACCCCUCCGAGUAUGAGGUUGAAGCUGAUAGCAAACAGUACUACAGUGGAGCGCCGGUUCAGCGCCUGGAUAGGAGGCUCCAUCCUGGCAUCUCUGGGAACCUUCCAGCAGAUGUGGAUCUCCAAACAGGAGUAUGAGGAGGGAGGAAAGCAGUGCGUGGACAGGAAGUGCCCUUGAUUUGACCCCCGAUCCUCAUCGUCUUUUUCACCGCAAGCUCAACUUCAUGAAUGGUUCCCCCCUCUGACCCAGACUCAGGAACACCUCGCUGUUUUAUUUUUGUAUGACUUGUUUUUAAAACUGAGCUUGUCCAUACACCUGUCUGGGAUUUGCUGUAGAAAACAAACAUCUGCAAUUUCAGCUCCUCAGAGCUCCCUGAAAGUCGGCCGGUUGCCUUAUCUGUAAGGUGUUGGUGGGAACCUUGAAUCAAAAAGUCAAGUUUCUGAUCAAAACGACAGAGUACAGAAGCCAAAAUGAUUUGUGCAGAAUGCUGAUAAGGUAAACUUGGGAUGAUUAGGAUGUAUUUGGAAAAACAACCUGUUAGUUUGACGUGAAUAUCGUCUCGUUCAUGAACCUUUUUUUUUUUUUUUCUUCCUAUGUAGCAGGUCAAGUCGUCACAGGCAAAGGCCAGUCCGUUCCUACCUGUGCUUACUGGUAUUAACUCAAAUCUGUAUUUAAUUUUCAGUCUUGCUUGUCAUUGGCUUCAUGUGGUCUUUUACAAAUAAAGUUUUUUGUUUUUUUUAAAUGA
Messenger RNA from Pelmatolapia mariae (spotted tilapia), 2182 nucleotides. RefSeq names its product actin-like 6A (gene actl6a). The record is from RefSeq and is a predicted model, not a curated record. The transcript has 14 exons. Gene Ontology annotation, molecular function: chromatin binding. Gene Ontology annotation, cellular component: NuA4 histone acetyltransferase complex; SWI/SNF complex. Gene Ontology annotation, biological process: regulation of transcription by RNA polymerase II; nervous system development; chromatin remodeling. The coding region runs from base 316 to 1614 and encodes 432 amino acids. NCBI's taxonomy places the organism in Eukaryota, Metazoa, Chordata, Actinopteri, Cichliformes, Cichlidae.